CAAAAGUUGAAACAUUUUCCAGCAUAAAACACAGAGGAUAGAAUACAAUAUAAAGAGAUAUACGAGGGAGACACCGACACCUAGCACACCACCACCGCCCCGUCAGCAGCUGCCAGAAAAGAUGCAACGCGAGAAUGGCUUCACGAAGGAGGCCAACCUGCAGAACCUGGCUAAACGCGAGCUGGCCAACGGUCUCGACAAGGAUCCAAUUUACAAAUUGCGCCUGCAGUGCUUCAGUCGUGGUGCCACUGGCAUCUUGGGCCUGUCCAGAACCUUUAGGGUAAUGGACGAUGACGGCAGCAAGACACUCAGCGCCGAGGAGUUUAAGAAGGGAAUUUCUGAUGUUGGUCUCGACGUUAGCGAGUCGGAAAUCUCCGAUAUGUUCUCGCGUUUCGAUGCAGAUGGAAGUGGCACCAUCAACAUGACCGAAUUUCUGGACAAGCUCCGUCCACCCAUGAACGAGGGCCGCUUGAGCAUCAUCGAAAAGGCCUUUGACAAGAUGGACGCCAACGACGACGGGCAGAUAACCGAGACCGAUCUGAUGAAUCUGUACUCGGUGAAGGAUCAUCCCAAGUACUUGAGCGGCGAGAUGACCAAGUCAGAGAUUCUUCGGGAAUUCCUGAAGAACUUUGAGGCCGGAGCCCCGAACCCCGAUGGCAUUGUUACCAAGGAGGAGUUCAUCAACUACUACUCCACCAUUAGCGCCUCGAUCGACAACGACGCCUACUUCGAUCUGGUGAUGCGCCGCGCCUACAAUCUAUAAAUUUCCUAUAAAGUUUCCUAUGCCGUCACUCUCCACUUUCGUCCAUAUCCCGUCUUGGAUGCUUCAGGAGCUUAGACUGAGCUCUGCGCACAAAUUUCCACUAAAUCCAGUUAAAAUACAAUGUUGAAAUUUAAUGUACUCUUAAAGCUACCAGCUACUGCACACGAUUGAUCAGUCAGCAACAAA
Molecule: messenger RNA, 949 nt
Organism: Drosophila persimilis
Lineage: Eukaryota; Metazoa; Arthropoda; Insecta; Diptera; Drosophilidae
Product: calcyphosin-like protein
Exons: 5
Coding region: 122-763 (213 amino acids)
Molecular function (GO): calcium ion binding
Source: RefSeq, a predicted model, not a curated record